Molecule: messenger RNA, 4316 nt
Organism: Apis dorsata (giant honeybee)
Lineage: Eukaryota; Metazoa; Arthropoda; Insecta; Hymenoptera; Apidae
Gene: Srrm1
Product: serine/arginine repetitive matrix protein 1
Exons: 13
Coding region: 715-4092 (1125 amino acids)
Biological process (GO): regulation of mRNA splicing, via spliceosome; mRNA processing
Cellular component (GO): spliceosomal complex
Molecular function (GO): RNA binding
Source: RefSeq, a predicted model, not a curated record
UAGAGACCGUUGGUGGGGCUCAACCCUAUUGUCCAAAUGGCAUUCGGAUGUGCUCCUCUCUGCAUCCGAUUGGCCGCCUUUCUAUCAGCCGUCAACGCUAGCUGAUGCCAGCUGGUAUGUCAACGUCAUCUUAGAACACUGCUGAAACUUCAGCCUCAGCAGUUCAUCCACCUUCGAUUCAUCGUCACUGGAGAAAUGGCGUAUUCGCAAUAAUCUCAUCGCAUCAUCCUGUUCCUGUGGCACUGCCCGUGGCCUUCUACCAUUCUGCAGAUGUCUUCAUUGCUGUAACGGCGUCUACUAGCUGAUCAUCGUCUUCGCCAGUUCGUGACUGCCUCGUUCGAGGUGGUUACGCUUCAAAAUUGCAACUACAAACCACUGCAUUGCGGCUUUCGAUCAUUGGACAUCCAGUGACAAUCGGCACUUCCAAUUGAGGCAAGACGAAAUCAUCGUACUAUCAACCCAGAUGCUGCGAUCAUCCCACAAGGACAUCAACGGGGUGUAUUCUCCUGAGAUGCAGGUUGCAACAUUUUCCGUGCCUCUCAACAACAUCCUGACGAAUCAAGGAUCAUUACAUCAUGCAGGUCUGUUCUCCAGUUAAUGAUUCUCAAGACAUACAAUCAAUCCCAGAUGCGAUUGACUCAUGGACGAUGCCGGAGGUAUCUCUACUCGGUUUGACACUCUUUGUCAACGUCACAGUUUCCUGACCCCCGAAAAAUGCAGAUCAACCUCACAGGAUUCCUGAAUGGAAGGAAUGCCCGAUCUUUCAUGGGUGAAUUAUGGGACCUUUUGGUCUCUGCUCAGGAAAGUGUUACGGGCAUUCCAGAGGCUUUCUUACAACAAAAAAAAGAUCAAAUUAAGAAACGUUUGGAAGAGCAAGAGAAACUCCAAGCUUCUUUGGCGGAGAAAGAAAAGGAGAAGGAAAGAGAAAAGGAAAAAGAUGAAGCAGAAAACAAGAUAAAGAAAGAAGAAAAAGAACGAGGUUCAUCGAAAGAACGUCGUAGAGAUCGAAGUAGAGAUCGUGAUAGGGACAGAAAAAGAAGUCGAUCGAGAGAUCGACACAGAGAUCGUGACAGAUCGACUCGUAAACGACGAUCCUCUUCGAGAUCACCUAGUAAAAAUUCGCUUAAAGACAACGGGAAAGAUAUGUCUGAAAUUAAAGUGGAACGAGAAGAUUCGCCACAACCCGAAAAUGCUAUACCGCUCAUGCCUGUUAAAACAAAACCGUGUUUCAACAGAGAAGCUGCUGUCGCAAUAUCUCGAUUGCAAGCAAAAUUAAUGAGCAUAGCUGAUGGAAAAAAGAAAAAUAAUCGUACUCCUUCUCCUGAGUCACUAGAAAAAGCGAAAAAAUCUAGAUCUAGAUCAAAAUCACCAAUAAAUCGCUCCAAAAAAUCUAGAUCUAAAUCCCCAAGUCGAGAUUCAAAGACACGUCGUUCUCGAUCACCUGCAUCUAGAUCGAGACGAUCUCGAUCUAAAUCAAGAUCAAGGCGAUCCAGAUCUAGAUCAAAAUCCAGAAGAUCCAAAUCCAGGUCGCAAGAUCGUUCAAAAUCAAGACGUACCAAAUCUAAAUCGCCAAGAUCGCAUUCAAGAUCUCGUUCACGAUCUAAAAAGUCACGAUCAAAAAGUAAUGAUAGAAGUAAAUCUAGAAAAUCAAGAUCGGACUCGAGCGAUUCAAGAUCAUCAAAAUCUCGUUCAAAAUCACCUGAUAAAAGAAAGGAUAAUCUCGAUUCUAACAGAAAACGAGAUGCAAGUUCAAGUAGUAGUUCCGAAUCAGAAGAAGAUAAAGGAGCAAAAGAUAAAAACGAUUUCGAAAUUAGAAAGAAAAAAGAUGGAGUACAGGCAAAGAGAUCAUAUAGAAAAACGAAUAAAGAUGACAGUGGCAGUGACAGUGAUUCAAGUCGAGAAAGAAAAUCUGUACCUAAACGAAGGAGUCCAACACCACGAAAAGAUAGAGGUCGAUCUAAGGAUAGAGAUAGAUCGCGAGAUAGAUCACGUGAUAGAUCUCGGGAUAGAUCUCGGGAUAGAUCUCGAGAUAGGAACAGAAGGAGAUCCAUAGAUAGAGAACGGGAAAGAAGAAGAGAACGAGAGCGAGAAAGAGAGCGAGAAAGAUUGGAUAGAUAUAGCGGCAGUCGCAGCAUGCGACCUCCAUCUGUGCGUAGAGCACCUAGUAGACGGAGAAGCCCUCAUCGUAGAAGUCCGGUAAGAUAUCGUCGUAGAUCACCCAGUCCUGGAGAUAGGCGCCGAAGAAGAUCCCUUGAUCGAAGACGAAGAUCAUCAGAAAGAAGAGACAGACGUCGAUCUCCAGAUCGUCGUGAUAGCAGACGUCGUUCUCCAGAUGGCCGGGAUCGAUCCCUCAGGUACGAUAGAUCUUCCUCUCGUGACAGAUCGAGUAGGCGGGACCGUUCCAGAGACAGGGACAGAAGGGAUAGAGAUAGAAGAUCUAGAUCUAGGGAUCGUAGAUCCAGAUCGAAAGAUCAAAGGUCAUCGGUGGAUCGUUCGAGAGAUGGAAAACGAUCUCCCGAUCGCUUAAGAGAAACUAAGGAGAAGAUAAAGGACAAGAAAGUGGAUGAAAAAAUUAAAAGAUCAACUGAUACGGGAUCGCGAAAAGAAUUACGAAACGGAAGGUCUAAGUCAAGUAGCUCGGAAAGUAGCGAAAGUAGUUCCUCUAGCAAUGAGGAUGAAGUGACCAGAAAAUCUCUUGAACGGAAAUCAUCUCAGGAAAAGCGAGAACGUGAGAGGGAACGAGAACAUGUAGAUGACAAACGUAAAGAAAAGGAAAAACCUGCCAAGGAAGAAUCUAUCAAACGACCUGAAAAGGAUAUCAAGAAAACUGAACCUGUAAACAUCAAGAAACCAGAUCCUAGCGUUUCUCCUAAAAAACUUCAAUCUGCUACACUUCCUGUAACUAGGCAUAGAUUUUCAAAGAGUUUAUCACGAACACCAUCUCCAUUUAAAAAGACUGAAGACAUUAUAGCUGCAGUUAAAGUUAAACAAUCGAAAGAAGAUAACAAGGAAGGAUCACCAAAAGAAGAAACGAAUUUUUCAUCCGCAGAUACUUUUCCGUUAAAAAAAGAUGACAAAUCAGUCAAAUCACUUAAAGUGGCAUCUGAGGAUAAAAAGUCAGGUCAAAAAUCUUCUGAACCAAUACUCUUAAAAAAACCAGCAGAAGUUAUGAAGAAAUCGAAGAAAGAAAAACGCGAUGGUUCUACAGAUUCUAAUGACAGUGAAAGUGAAGGAAAGAAAAGACCAAGAAAAUUAGAGAAAUCUAGGAAAUCCAGAAAAACUUCUACAGAUGAAGAAAAAUCAGAAAAAUGUGGUUCUAGUUCGGAUUCUGAAGAGGAAAGAAAGCAUACAGAAAAGAAUAAAAAACUUAAAGACACAAAUCGAGGAGACUCAUUAGAUGAACGUGCAAAAGACAGAAAAGAUAGUAGAAAACGAGAAAUCAAUGAAAACGAAUCUCGCAAACGCUCAAAAAAAGAAUUAGAAGAAGAAACAAAAAAAUCAAAAAGAUCAAGAAAAGAUUCUUCUUCAGGAGAUGAAGAUCAAAAGAUAAAAAGAAACAAAACUGAAGAUGAUAGGUCCAGAUUACGAAAGUCUAAAAAAGAUUCAAGUUCAGAUGAUGAACCGAAAAAAACACGAAAACGAAGAGACAGUUCUUCGGAGGAUGAAAAAUCAAGAACAAGAAAAUCAAGAAAAGAUUCUACAAGUGAAGAUGAAGGAAAAGUGCGAUUAAAGAAAUCUAAACGAGAUUCAAGUACAGAUGAUGAAGAAAUAGGAGAAAAAGAUGCAAAGAAAAAGAGAAAAGCUGAUGAUAGUUCAGAUGAAGAAAAAGUGAAGAAAAAACGUAAAAAGAAAACUAAAACAAGUACCAGUGAAUCAGAGGAAAGUGAGGUAGAAGAAAAGAAAAAGAAAAAGGAUAAGAAACAUAAAAAACAUAAAAAACAUAAAAAGCAUAGGAAACAUAAAAAGAAGAAGGUUGCAGAUUCUGACGAAUCUGAUGUAAGUGAAGGUAAUACAGAAGAACUUGAAAAAAAACUUCGUGAAAAAGCAUUAAAAUCCAUGAAAAAGGGACAUAGUAUAGAAGGAAGUGAUUGAGGUUUAAAAAUUAACGAGGGUGUGUAACGUGUGUACCUCUGUAUUACAAUGCACUUGCUCUAAUUAUAUCACGAAUACGUUUCUGUUUAUUAUUAUCGAUAAAUAGGAUUUUAUCGUAUCACAUAUUUUUUGUGUAAAACAAGUCUGAUGUUAUAAAACAGAUUCAACUAGAUGAAGAAAUCUAAUUUUUAUGACUCUAAAUAUUAAGAUUAUGAAGUUAAAUA